This is a messenger RNA of Medicago truncatula (barrel medic), 2545 nucleotides long. RefSeq names its product probable serine/threonine-protein kinase At1g54610. The transcript has 9 exons. Lineage: Eukaryota; Viridiplantae; Streptophyta; Magnoliopsida; Fabales; Fabaceae. Gene Ontology annotation, cellular component: cyclin-dependent protein kinase holoenzyme complex; nucleus. Gene Ontology annotation, molecular function: ATP binding; RNA polymerase II CTD heptapeptide repeat kinase activity. The record is from RefSeq and is a predicted model, not a curated record. The coding region runs from base 211 to 2262 and encodes 683 amino acids. Gene Ontology annotation, biological process: positive regulation of transcription elongation by RNA polymerase II; protein phosphorylation.
UUUAUUGUAAAGAAAAAAUAAAAAUAAAAAUAAAAAUGAAAAGUCUGUUAUUGCCAGUUGCGACAGGCAUGGAGAAGCUCCGUGAGGGACGAGAUUAGAGAGACGUCUUAGUUUUGACUGAGCUUCCUUAGUCGGCAGCCGUCGUGUGUGUCUGUAUUGUUGAAAGAUAAUAGGAAUAUUGUAUAGUUGAAGAGUUGCUUGGUGGUGAAAAUGGGUUGCAUAAAUUCCAAGACUUCAGCUGUGGAUGACAGUAAGGUAGGUUUGACAAAGGAUUUGGCGUCAUCUAGCAAAAGGAAUUUUGUGAAGAAUGUUUCGAGAUCGGAUACGAAGAAAAGGGUUGAUGGAGUUUUGGAGAAAGAUAAGUUAUUGGAUGGUAUUGGCAGUAUGAAAGUUUCAUUGAUUGAGAAGGAAGCGGAUAAUGGGCCGGUGAGGUUGUAUGAUGAUCAUAAUGAGAAGAAAACAAGGAAAAUGGAGAAACCUGAAUUGGCUGCUGUUGUUGAUAAUCCGAGUCUUGGAGGAAGGGUUCCAAAGGCUUUAGAAGGCGAGCAAGUUGCAGCAGGAUGGCCAACUUGGCUUUCUUCUGUUGCUGGUGAAGCUAUCAAUGGGUGGUUGCCGCGGAGUGCAAGUACUUUUGAGAAGUAUGAUAAAAUUGGCCAAGGAACUUACAGCACUGUUUUUAAGGCACGUGAUUUGAUUAGCCAAAAGGUGGUUGCCUUGAAGCGGGUGCGUUUUGAUAAUCUUGAUCAUGAGAGUGUCAAGUUCAUGGCAAGGGAAAUCAUUUUUCUGCGUAGGCUUGACCAUCCAAAUGUAAUAAAGUUGGAGGGAUUGAUAACAUCGAAGAAUUCUCGCAGCUUGUACCUUGUUUUUGAAUACAUGGAACAUGAUCUUACAGGACUUGUAUCAGCACCUGGUAUCAAAUUUUCUGAACCACAGAUUAAAUGCUACAUGAAGCAGCUUCUUAGUGGAUUGGAUCAUUGCCAUAGUCGUGGUAUCCUCCACCGUGAUAUAAAGGGCUCAAAUCUUCUCAUUGACAAUAAGGGCAUUUUAAAGAUUGCAGAUUUCGGUUUGGCAAAUUUUUUUGACCCCAAUCGAAGUGCUCCAUUGACCAGCCGCGUAGUAACUUUAUGGUAUAGACCACCAGAACUUUUACUUGGAUCAUCAAAUUAUGGAGUUGCAGUGGAUAUGUGGAGCACUGGUUGCAUACUCGGCGAACUCUACUGCGGCAGGCCUAUAUUGCCUGGAAAAACAGAGGUUGAGCAAUUGCAUAGGAUUUUUAAACUUUGUGGAUCACCAUCUGUAGACUAUUGGCGUAAACUGCGGCUGCCCCAUUCUACAGCGUUCAGGCCUCCACACCAUUAUAGGAAUUGUGUUAAAGAUACAUUUAAAGAAGUUCCAUCUGCUGCUGUAAGGCUUAUGGAGACCCUACUCUCUUUAGAUCCUAGACUUCGAGGAACCGCAGCUACAGCUCUGAAGAACGAGUUCUUUUCAGCGGAACCCGUUGCUUGUGAUCCAUCAACUUUGCCAAAAUAUCCUCCCACCAAAGAGAUUGACGCUAAAAUGCGGGAAGAAUCGACAAGAAAGGAAGGAGCUCUUGGGGGGAAGGAACAAAAAGUUGGGUCACGAGUUAGACAAGAGAAAGAACCUCAGUCAUUUGUCUUACCCAAAGCCAAUGCUGUAUCUCACAUAUCAAUGCAGCAAGGGCAGCACUUUCCAAACAUGACAAGCCGGAAUGAAUCAUUCAACCCUCACAGAGAGCCUGCAUCUGGAUUUAUGGUUUUGCCACACAAACAGUCGGAAGAUGUUAAAGAAACGGCUAAUUAUUUCUCUGGGCCUCUUUAUCCGAGGUCUUCACAUUCAGGUUUACUGGUUCCAGGUUCCGGCCGGCACAAAAUUGGAAAAGAAGCCAGUGAGCGGCCGCUUCCUGUUUCAACUAAAGCCAACCUAUCGAAACCAUCUAGGACUUCGUUCUCCGGAAACCAAAAAGAAAAUCCAGCUCCUUGGAGGCCCCAAGAUACAAUUCAAGUACAAAAGUCUUUUGGGUUGAGUAGUGGAUCAGAGUCAAGAAAGCGGCAUGAUAAAAAACGCCAUUCAAAGAUAGCCGAUCUCAGCCAAACAGAAAAUGGAAAGGAUGGGAAUGUAUCCAGUGGAAACAAUCUAUAUAUGUCUGGUCCAUUACUGGUUUCGUCAAACAAUAUGGAUCAGAUGCUCAAAGAGCGUGAUAAGAAGUUGCAAGAAUAUUCAAGACGAGCCAGAAUUAAAUAGGUCUAAAGGUGAAAGUAUGAGCACAGCAGAAGUAGGACGAUUAGUAGUCAAUUACAUACUUAUUUUUAGUUAUACAGCUCCAUUUUUUUUUUUUAUUUAAAUUUUUUAAUGACAUUUUGUUUAUCUCUCAAAACUAGAGAGAUUGGGGGAGUGUGUGUGUAUUCAUGCACGCUCCUUCUUGUAAAUAAUAAUAAAUAGGCUUCUACAAUAGGAAUUUGCCGUUCCGUCCAUUCUUUAUGAUAUCCUUCUGUGUAAGUAAUCUAGUAGAAAAUUUACAUUACUA